AUGCGCCACUUCGACACCUGGGUCCUCCGCGACCCCUACUCAAUCUGGCACUAUUACCCAACAGGCCACAGAUGGCGCGACACAGUCCGCGACCUCAUCCACACCCGAGCAAUCUGCAGUCCAAGCUCUGAAGAUAUAGACCUCAAAAGAACUACUCCCAUCGACCCCUGCACCAAACAAACCAACCAAGAAUCCUCGCCACUGCUCCGUCUCCCAGCCGAAAUCAGACUUCUCAUCUGGUCUUACGUCCUCACAGACACAGACACCCCAGAGAGAAACCCACAGACUGUACAUCUAGUCCAAAUCAAAGGGAAGAUCCGGCAUGUGAGAUGUUGGCAGUCGAGUGAGAGUAUAUCUGCAUCUGCAUCUGCAUCUACAUCUACAUCUACAGCAUCAUCUCCAAAAACCAAACCCCUCCAAACACGCACCUGUUGCCCAACAACACCAGCCCACUGGCGCCACACACCCUCCCUACCUAUUCCCAUUGCCAAUCCCAAUCCCUCAUCCCAGCCCCAACCCCAACCCUCAAAUCCAAACCAAACCCCCACCCCCCAAACAACCCGCCUCCUCUACCCACACACCCACCCCUCCCUCCCAAACACCCUAACAACCCUAACCCCCGCCCUCCUCCGCACCUGCCGCAAAAUCUACCAAGAAGCCGAACCAAUCCUCUACAAACACACCCUCUUCGACGUCGACGACCUCUUCACCUUCAUCGCCUUUGCCACCUCCCUCUCCCCCCCCAGCCCGAGCCUCCAUCUCAAGACUGAACGUCCAAUGGAUGCCCAUCUGGACCCCGAUGGCCGGCCUAGACCAUCGCGGCAGCAUCUAUGCUCAUACGCACAGUGA
This is a messenger RNA of Penicillium nucicola, 849 nucleotides long. RefSeq lists its product as uncharacterized. Lineage: Eukaryota; Fungi; Ascomycota; Eurotiomycetes; Eurotiales; Aspergillaceae. The coding region runs from base 1 to 849 and encodes 282 amino acids. The record is from RefSeq and is a predicted model, not a curated record. The transcript has a single exon.